Messenger RNA from Labeo rohita (rohu), 1931 nucleotides. RefSeq names its product 5-hydroxytryptamine receptor 3A. The record is from RefSeq and is a predicted model, not a curated record. Gene Ontology annotation, molecular function: neurotransmitter receptor activity; transmembrane signaling receptor activity; extracellular ligand-gated monoatomic ion channel activity. Gene Ontology annotation, cellular component: synapse; neuron projection; membrane. The transcript has 11 exons. Bases 42 to 1688 code for a protein of 548 amino acids. NCBI's taxonomy places the organism in Eukaryota, Metazoa, Chordata, Actinopteri, Cypriniformes, Cyprinidae. Gene Ontology annotation, biological process: chemical synaptic transmission; nervous system process; regulation of membrane potential.
AAAAAAUCUGCUAAACAUUUACUUAGGUUAUUGAGGACCUGAUGGCUUCGAUGCAUCUUCCAAGAACACAGGAUCUCACUUGGUUCCAGUUAAUCACCAACUGCAUCAUUAUACACUCUGUCUUCCUAGCAUCUGUAGAGUCGUUAAACUGUUCUGAACCAACAACAAAAGCACUCCUUACUGCCAUGAGAGAGGAAGUCAUCUUCUACAGCGAUGCAAGGCCAGUUAUAAGUCUGAGUACUCCGACCAAUGUCACUGUGGACUUGACUCUCUAUGGCAUCUUAGGAGUGAAUGAAAAAGCACAGGUGUUGGAAACAUAUCUGUGGGUGAGGAUGAGGUGGCAGAUUGAAGGUUUGAGCUGGGAUGCUGCUGAGUGUGGAACGAAAAAGAUCUCACUACCAAGAGAUAAGAUAUGGAUUCCAGACAUUGUCAUCAAUGAAUUCAUGGAUGAAAACCGAGCACCAGAAACAUAUUACGUCUAUGUGACCAACACUGGUACAGUACUUGACGGACGGCCGUUUCAUGUGAUCAGCUCCUGCAGACUGGACAUCUACACCUUUCCAUUUGAUUUUCAGAACUGUACCUACACUUUCAACUCUUACAAACACUCCCGUGAUGAUGUUCAGUUGUUCUUCCUUCUGCCAGUGGAGCAGAUAUUCAAAAAUUCUCUUGAAGCAAUAACAACUAAAGGAGAAUGGGAGUUGAUAGACAUGCGGGCAGAAAAACCUUUACUGCUUUUUCUGGAUGGGGGAUGGGAUAACCUCAUUGUUUAUGUUGGUGGCAUUUUAGAUUUAGGGGGGAAUUCACUAAGAAUAGCAGCAUUGCUGCACCAUUGUUAUCCAGACACCAACAAAAAGGCUAAAAGUGUGUUUGACUACACCAGGGGUGUCCAAUCUUGCUCCUGGAAGUCCAACAUCCUGCAGAGUUUAAACAGCUCCAACACACUUGUCUGCAAGUUUCUAAUUGUGCUGAGACGUCGAGCUACUCUGUAUGUGGUGAACCUCCUGAUUCCCAGCAGCUUCCUGCUUUCUUUGGAUCUUUUCAGCUUCCUGCUUCCUCCUCAAAGCGUGGACCGUGCUUCCUUCAAAAUGACCCUCAUCUUGGGUUACACCGUCUUCCUGCUGCUAAUGAACGACCUGCUGCCCGUCACAGGAAAUAACUUACCACUCAUAAAUGUGUUUUUCUCGCUUUGCCUGGCCUUGAUGGUAGCAAGUCUGCUUGAGACUAUCUUCAUCACCAAUAUUCUGUAUGGUUCCCGUGACUUGCCUCCCUUACCUAAGUGGCUCAGGAUUCUGGUUCUGAAAUAUUUUGCUCGAAUUGCUUGUAUGAAGAAACCUUGCGAUAGACACCUUGAAGGAGAAAACAGAUCUGAGAGCAUUUUCUACAAAAACCCCAUGACUGAUAAUGCCAUGACUGAUAUUCCAAAGAAAGAACUAGUUGGUGCAAGUUCAGUGAGAGUCUGGGAUCAAUGUUUUGAUGAAAUGAAAAAGAUGAGUCAGGAUUUAUUGGCCAUCCGUCAUCAAGUUGAAGAGCACUUGAAUAAUGACAACAAAACAGAUGAUUGGAUGAUGUUUGGUCAGGUCAUUGACCGUGUACUCUUUAUAAUGUACAGUCUUUUCAUUGUUGUGAGUUUAAGCACAAUUAUGGUUCUGUGGCUGUACUCGUAUAGUCUAGACAAAAGGUCGUAAAUUAUUGUUGCCUCCGUUGUAGAUUGAAGACACCAAAUCUCUGAUGAUGUCAGUCGGGGCAUGAUUUAUUACUGAUGCCAUGCAAAGAAUCGUCAACAAAACACUGUAGCUUUAUACUCUUCAUUGGCAAAUACUAUUUAUUUACCAAAAAUGAAAUUUUUUCCGUCAUCAUUUUCUCACCCUCAAGUUUUUUCAGAUAUUUUUAAGAUCUAUUACCACUGACUUUAUGCAAAAAAGGCAACG